AUGGCCGUACUGCUGCGGGGGGGUCACGGUCGCGCAGGGCCUGGGGCUCACUGGGUUCAUGUGGGUCGAGUGCAGAGAGGACUAGGGUCAUCAUGGGUCUCAGAUGAUCCCCCUCCAUCUCACCCUGAGUUUUCCCUGAGUGUGGCCUUCAUGUGGAGGGCGAACGGUGACAAGGAGAAUCUGGAGCUUCAAUUGCAACAUGAAGUGGCACGUUUUGACCUCUUCUCUUUGGAUUUGGACGAGAGCUGUGAUGUCCGAGACACGGCCCAGCUACUCGUAUUUGUUCGUGGGAUAACCGGCUUCAAGAUCACGGAGGAGCUGGCAGCAGUGCGGCCGAUGAAAGGGACCACAACAGGGGCUGAUCUGUUCACGGAGGAACCAGAGGACAGGAACCAGAGGACAGGAACCAGAGGACAGGAACCAGAGGAGAGGAACCAGAGGACAGGAACCAGAGGACAGGAACCAGAGGACAGGAACCAGAGGACAGGAACCAGAGGACAGGAACCAGAGGACAAGAACCAGAGGACAGAGACCAGAGGAGAGGAACCAGAGGAGAGGAACCAGAGGACAGGAACCAGAGGACAGGAACCAGAGGACAGAGACCAGAGGACAGGAACCAGAGGACAAGAACCAGAGGACAGAAACCAGAGGAGAGGAACCAGAGGAGAGGAACCAGAGGACAGGAACCAGAGGACAGGAACCAGAAGACAGGAACCAGAGGACAAGAACCAGAGGAGAGGAACCAGAGGACAGGAACCAGAGGACAGGAACCAGAGGACAAGAACCAGAGGACAGAGACCAGAGGAGAGGAACCAGAGGACAGGAACCAGAGGACAGGGACCAGAGGACAAGAACCAGAGGACAAGAACCAGAGGACAGAGACCAGAGGAGAGGAACCAGAGGACAGGAACCAGAGGACAGAGACCAGAGGACAAGAACCAGAGGACAGGAACCAGAGGACAGGAACCAGAGGACAGGAACCAGAGGACAGGAACCAGAGGACAGGAACCAGAGGACAGGAACCAGAGGACAAGAACCAGAGGACAGGAACCAGAGGACAGGAACCAGAGGACAGGAACCAGAGGACAAGAACCAGAGGACAGGAACCAGAGGACAGGAACCAGAGGACAGGAACCAGAGGACAGGGACCAGAGGACAGGAACCAGAGGACAGGAACCAGAGGACAAGAACCAGAGGACAGAGACCAGAGGAGAGGAACCAGAGGAGAGGAACCAGAGGACAGGAACCAGAGGACAGGGACCAGAGGACAGGAACCAGAGGACAGGAACCAGAGGACAGGAACCAGAGGACAGGAACCAGAGGACAGGAACCAGAGGACAAGAACCAGAGGACAGGAACCAGAGGACAGGAACCAGAGGACAGGAACCAGAGGACAGGGACCAGAGGACAGGAACCAGAGGACAGGGACCAGAGGACAACAUGAUAAGACUGCCCGACCCGCCUGCUUAA
Molecule: messenger RNA, 1470 nt
Organism: Knipowitschia caucasica
Lineage: Eukaryota; Metazoa; Chordata; Actinopteri; Gobiiformes; Gobiidae
Source: the annotation of a GenBank genome assembly